GAUACACACGAUGUCCUCGGGAGGAAGUAAAAGAAAGAACGUUUUCAUUGAAAAAGCUACCAAGCUUUUCACCACUUACGACAAAAUGAUCGUUGCUGAAGCCGAUUUUGUUGGUUCAUCCCAAUUACAAAAAAUCCGUAAAGCUAUCCGUGGUCAUGGUGCUGUUCUUAUGGGUAAAAAGACUAUGAUCCGUAAAGUCAUCCGUGAUUUAUCAGAAUCUAAACCAGAAUUAGAAGCCUUACUCAACUACUUAAAGGCCAACACCUGUAUUAUCUUUGCCAAAGACUCAAUCACUGACGUUAAAAGAGUUAUCAAAGAACAAAGAGUUGGUGCCCCAGCCAAAGCUGGUGUUUUCGCUCCAAAUGAUGUUAUCAUCCCAGCUGGUGGUACAGGUAUGGAACCAACUAUGACUUCUUUCCUCCAAGAUCUUAAAAUCGCCACUAAGAUUAACAGAGGUCAAAUUGAUAUUGUCAAUGAUGUCCACAUCAUCAAAGUUGGUCAAAAAGUCGGUGCUUCAGAAGCUACCCUCUUACAAAAAUUAAACAUCAAACCAUUCACCUAUGGUUUAGAACCAAAAAUCAUCUACGAUCAAGGUGCCUGUUAUUCACCAUUAAUCACUGAAGAAGAUCUCCUCAACAAAUUCAAACAAGGUAUUGCCAAUAUUGCUGCCAUUUCACUCGAAAUUGGUUACCCAACUAUUGCUUCAAUUCCACACAGUGUUAUGAAUGCCUUCAAGAAUUUACUCGCCAUCUCAUUCGAAACCGAAAUUACUUUCGAUGCUGCCGAUAAAUUCAAAGCUGCCGCUUCAGCUGCCCCAGUUGCCACCGCUGCUGCCCCAGCUGCCGCUGCUCCAGCUGCUGCCAAGAAAGUCGUUGAAGAACCAAAAGAAGAAUCAGAUGAUGAUAUGGGUAUGGGUCUCUUCGAUUAA
This is a messenger RNA of Dictyostelium purpureum, 928 nucleotides long. RefSeq names its product 60S acidic ribosomal protein P0. The transcript has a single exon. Gene Ontology annotation, molecular function: structural constituent of ribosome; large ribosomal subunit rRNA binding. Gene Ontology annotation, biological process: ribosomal large subunit assembly; cytoplasmic translation; ribosome biogenesis. NCBI's taxonomy places the organism in Eukaryota, Evosea, Eumycetozoa, Dictyosteliales, Dictyosteliaceae. The record is from RefSeq and is a predicted model, not a curated record. Bases 11 to 928 code for a protein of 305 amino acids. Gene Ontology annotation, cellular component: cytosolic large ribosomal subunit.